GUCACGUGACCGCUUCAGUUUCUCUCACUGCUGCGGCAGAUUCUCGCAGACACACCGACAACCUAAAAUCCCCCUUUUAUGAGGCAAAAGGAGUGUCGCUGUGUGAGAGUAGUGUUUUGCGCUUUACUGAGUGGAAUUGGGGUCUGUUUGUGGAGUUCGGGGGGCUGUUUUUGUCGUGUUUAAUCCUCUGAGGUAAUCUGGGAUUCUUGAGGCGGGAAUGAGAGAGAUGCGCUCGAGCGCUCACUGGACUUUCACUCUGUGAGGAGCAAACAGGUGAAGACAGCAGGAAAAUUCAGUAGAGAUGAGUGGCGAUUCGAGACCGGGGGUUGUGACGACCCCUCCGGCCCCCAGCGUGGGGAAAAGGGAGGGCUACUUCGACCGCAUCAACGAAAACGACCCUGAAUACCUGCGUGCACGCAACAUGUCACCAGAUCUGCGACAAGACUUUAACAUGAUGGAGCAGAAGAAAAGGGUCACGCAGAUACUACAGAGUCCAGCGUUUAGGGAUGAGCUAGAGGGACUGAUCCAGGAACAGAUGAACAAGGGGAACGACCCCACAGGACUGCUCGCUUUGCAGCAGAUCGCAGACUUCUUCAUGGCCAGCUCCGUAGCCGGCUUCUCCACCUCCCCCCUCAGUUUGCGCAUGGUGACCCCAAUAAACGACAUGUUCAGCAUGGAGUCCAGUACUAUGGUGAAGGGAGAGAAACAGAUCCGCUGCAAACUGGCCUGCCUCUACAGACUAGUGGACCUGUUCAGUUGGGCCCACUUGACAAGCUGUUACGUUACAGUUCGUGUCAGUAAGGAGCAGGAUCAUAUCAUCAUCAUCCCCAGAGGACUGUCCUUCGCUGAGGCCUCUGCGUCCAAUCUGGUGAAGGUGAAUAUUCUCGGUGACGUGAUCGAUCAGGGCUCCACCAACCUGCAGAUUGACCCGGCUGGCUUCAGCCCUCACGCUGCCAUCUACUCCGUGAGGCCUGAUGUGCGCUGCGUCAUUCACAUAAGCACACCGGCCACUGCUGCCGUGUCGUCUAUGAAGUGCGGCCUUCUGCCCAUCUCUCAGGAGGCUCUGAUCCUGGGUGACAUUGCCUAUUACAACUACCAAGGCAGUCUGGACGAGCAAGAGGAGCGCAUAGAGCUGCAGAAAGCCCUCGGACCAUCAGCGAAGGUGUUGGUUUUAAGGAAUCAUGGGGUUGUAGCUCUCGGCGAGACCAUUGAAGAGGCCUUUCACUACAUUUACAACGCUCAGUUUGCCUGUGAAAUACAGGUGAAUGCGCUCUCGUGCGCUGGAGGAGUGGAGAACCUGAUCGUCUUGGAUCUGGAGAAGUACAGAUCUCGGACGCAGGGGGUGGCAGAAGCCGGGGUCAACAUGGGCUCUCAGCACAAGUGGAGGCUGGGAGAGCUGGAGUUCGAGUCGCUCAUGAGAAUGCUGGACAACCUGGGUUACAGGACAGGCUACAUGUACCGGCACCCCAUCGUGCGGGAGAAGCCGCGGCACAAGAGCGAAGUGGAGAUUCCUGCGACAGUGACGGCGUUCAUGUUCGACGACGAUGACGCUCCACGCUUCCCUCUGAAGUUACUGCAGCAGCGACAGCAGAGAGAGAAAACACGCUGGCUCAAUUCACCCAACUGCUACAUGAAGGUGAACGUGUCGGACGGGGCGAGCGAGGAGAACGGACGCACCAAGACCAUGUGGAUGAAGUCCGAUGACGGUGGAAACACCAGCGGGACUCCGAUCCGCAUUGAAGAUCCCAACCAGUUUGUUCCUCUGAACACGAACCCCAGUGACGUUCUGGAGAGGAGAAAUAAGAUUCGUGAGCAGAACCGGUUUGACAUGAUGACAGCAGGGCCGCAGUCACAGCGGCUGGCAGGGAUUGUGGUGGAAAGACCGCCGCCGUACAUGGGCGAUGACGAGGAGCAGACGGGACCACUUCCUCCAAACCCCUUCAGCGAGCUGAGCGAGAAAGUGCUGCAGGACUACCAGAAACGAGCAGAACGGCAGCAGCUCGGAGUAGACGAUGAAGAGCAGCUCACGUCAGACGACGCUUCCACACUCUCUCAGUCAGUGUCUCCACAAAACACUCCCGCUAAAGAAGAGAACCACAGCGGCGUGAUGCUGAAUGGUAAAGACCAGCACUGCGACGAGGAUGAGCUGAUCAAGCGCGUGAGCCAGCUGACCACCAGCGUGGAAAGCGUCGAGAUCAGCGUGCGCUCGGGAGAGAAGAUCGAAGAGGCUCUGACGCCCGAGAGCUCACCCUCCAAAUCACCCAACAAGAAGAAGAAGAAGUUCAGAACCCCGUCCUUCCUGAAAAAGAACAAAAAGAAAGAGAAAGUGGAAGCCUAGAGGACGGAGAGCAUCCACGCCUGUCGCUUUGUCCAUCUUUGUUUGUCGUUUUACGUUUCUAAGUUUGGAGCAACAUCCGUUUUUAAGAGACGUGCCAUGAUUAUGAGUUUUAUACAGGAGGAGAAGCGAGGGAAACUCCUGGGAAACUGGCUUCUCUCACCUGAUAGACUGAAAAUGUUCUGAGUUUGUCUCGUUGAUGAGCCCAUACUGCAUUAUUUUUUUCAUACUGUAUGUUUAUUAGAUUCUCACACAGACCUUUUAUGAGCCCCUUUUCUAUCCGUCAUCUUCUCAUGGUGUCAGUUCUGCUUGCGUCAUUUCUCCAGCUGUAGGUGGAAUUGGUCACACUGCACAGGAAACGCUUAAAGAAUCACACUGGAAACCGUUCGGGGGUUAUAGUCACUCCAGUCUCCUCUCCGUUCCAUACGAAAACAUUUAACAGCUACAAAAAGCAGAGCAGUCACGUUUUAGUGAACAUCAACUCUUCAUCUCUUAUGAAAUAUUUUAGCUUUUUUUUUUAAAUUCAACCCAUUUAGUUUUUAUCCGUCCAGUUUUGUACACGUUUCUAUACUUUAACAACGAAAAAAAAACAAAAAACGAAGCAUGUUUUGCUAGUCUGAAUUUCUAUGGCUGAUAAUGUAGUGGUGCAAUCGUGUAAUAGCUCAGAUUACUAAACACAUGUAACGGAAAUAUAUCAAAACUGGAGUGAUGAGAUAUACAUGUAUAAAAUAUAAUAUUUUUGUGCUGCACUUUUUAAUGUGGUAUACAACAUAAAAAAAAACAUCUAUGGAUGAAGAUCUAAAGCGAAAGAGGCGCGAAACGAAAACAUGAGAAAUGUUUUAGCAUCUUGAAAGGGUGGAGAAGGGAAACUUGUUAACGUGUAAGGAAAAAAUAUAUAUUUGUAAACUGUAUUUUUGAAAAAAAGCAAAGUACUCGCUCUCAUGGGGUCAACAGUGGGUUCAAAUCUAUUCAGUGUAACUGAUUCCCAUCACAUCAGACAUUUAAGGUUCAUUCUGGGCCUUUAUAGUGCUACAUCAUUGAUUAUGUCACCUUAUGGUCAUCCCAUAACCAUCCAAAGCGUCAGUGUUACUAAAGUUUGAGAAACGCCGUUGUACAGUGUGUCUAAAACUGGACUGAUUUACUCAUCUUCCCUCCGCCACAUCCGGUUCCCGUGAGGUCAGAGGUUGCUCGAUUUGCCCGUUUCGAAGCGCCCUGUCCCACGAGAUGACGCUCCGUGGACAGAAUGUACACCAAAAGCUAAUCUCUUAUGGUUAAGAUUAGCAGUUUGACCUCAGUUUGAACUCCGUUAGGCCCGAAUAUGGUCGUCCCGUAGGGGGAAGAUGAGGAGGAACCACUGAGAGAGAGAGAGAGAGAUGUAUAUCCCAGUGGGCAAUGUGAAGUACUGGCUUGGGCACGGAGAGAGAGACAGACACUUCUAAGCUGUGUAAAUAGCAUGUGCUUUUGAACGCGGGCCAGGCGUUGGAUUAAAACGCAUUUAAAGCUGCACCGGGUGCGAGUUUGGAGCGAGAACUGGGGUAGGCGGGAAGAUUAACUCGUUUUAUUGCUUGGAAGUUUUCCUUAUUUUGGCUCUUUUUGCUUCGGUUUCUAUUGCGCAUUGCUGUUUUCAGGAAGUGUAGGAAGCGUUAACUGGAAUGUGCAUCACAUUCUCUUUUAUUUUUAUUGCUCGUUUUUUUUUUUUCCUUUUACCCCUUUUGACCAUUUUGCACCUUGUUUUACUAAUGCCUCUCUGUUAGUCUGUGGUUCAGAAGGCCUGUUUGCUUUGACAUGCGAGUUUGAGCCGAGCCUCUUUGUGACCUGUGAAAUCGUAUAUAAAUGGUUAUCUAACGGACUUGCUUUUAGAUGUAUUGCUAAUCAGUGUAAAUUCACAAAUAAACUAUUUUAAGAAGCAAA
Sinocyclocheilus anshuiensis is the source of this 4246-nucleotide messenger RNA. It is a transcript of the gene add3a, whose product is annotated as adducin 3 (gamma) a. Lineage: Eukaryota; Metazoa; Chordata; Actinopteri; Cypriniformes; Cyprinidae. Gene Ontology annotation, biological process: barbed-end actin filament capping. The record is from RefSeq and is a predicted model, not a curated record. The transcript has 15 exons. Gene Ontology annotation, molecular function: actin filament binding. Gene Ontology annotation, cellular component: plasma membrane; postsynaptic density; cytoskeleton. Bases 302 to 2338 code for a protein of 678 amino acids.